Raphanus sativus (radish) is the source of this 775-nucleotide messenger RNA. Its product is annotated as light-harvesting complex-like protein OHP2, chloroplastic. NCBI's taxonomy places the organism in Eukaryota, Viridiplantae, Streptophyta, Magnoliopsida, Brassicales, Brassicaceae. The coding region runs from base 111 to 620 and encodes 169 amino acids. Gene Ontology annotation, cellular component: chloroplast thylakoid membrane. The transcript has 2 exons. The record is from RefSeq and is a predicted model, not a curated record.
CUGAGACUUGGCCAUGUCUCAUCCACACAAGAGUAAUAAUACCAAAAGACACUAAAACAUAACAGCUUCGAACAUCAGACAAUUUAACUAGCAAACCCCAUUAACGAAAGAUGUCAGUGGCUUCGCCGAUUCAAUGUAUUAGGAUCCUUAAUCCAUAUUCUUCUUCUUCUACAACUUCAUCGUCUUUCAGAUUCUCUACGAGUAAGCCAUGUGUCUUCAUCAUCAGAUGUUCUCAGGCCGAAGGUCCAUUGAGAAGGCCAUCUGCUCCUCCUACUCUCCGGGAGCCUACGCCUCCGCAAAAACCUGUUCCUCCUACUUCCUCUUCUUCUUCUUCUCCACCGCUGCAGAAAACGGUGGCUGUGGAUGGUAAGAGUGUAGUUACGGUGGAGUUUCAGAGGCAGAAGGCUAAAGAGCUUCAGGAAUACUUUAAGCAGAAGAAGCUUGAAGCUGCUGGUCAAGGUCCCUUCUUUGGUUUCCAACCCAAAAACGAAAUCUCCAAUGGAAGGUGGGCUAUGUUUGGUUUUGCGGUGGGGAUGCUUACAGAGUAUGCAACAGGCUCAGACCUUGUCGACCAAGUUAAAAUCCUUCUCUCCAAUUUCGGCAUUAUAGACUUGGAAUAAUAAAAGAGUGUUGUUCUUCUUCUCGUCUCUCAAUCUUCUAUCUUGUUUCUCAUUCUUCCUUCCUGUAUAUGUUAUUUCUAGAUAUCUUAAAUACAUUGGACCAUUUGUGUAUUCAACCUCUUUUAUCUUCAAUUAGUAAUAAUAAUAAUAUCAUC